Acromyrmex echinatior (Panamanian leafcutter ant) is the source of this 823-nucleotide messenger RNA. RefSeq lists its product as uncharacterized. NCBI's taxonomy places the organism in Eukaryota, Metazoa, Arthropoda, Insecta, Hymenoptera, Formicidae. The record is from RefSeq and is a predicted model, not a curated record.
UCGGAGGGACAUCGGCCGUUUCAAAUCUCGACCUUCGUCUGCGCACACAUCUGUACCGGAAGCGGGUACCGCAUGUACAUGGCUUAAGAGCAAUAAGGGAACCGGCGGGACUCGCGAGCCGCCAGAAGAGAAUGGGGCGAGACAGUCGCGCUAAGACCAAGAGCCGCGGCGGUUCACAAAGCCGCGAAUUCGAAUGAAACUGUUGCCAUUCACGUGACAGACGCGCAAUCAGUCGAUCUAUCUUCUUCCGUUUUUUUAUCAUUCAAUCGUACCAAUAGGUUUGCUGUGCCUUAUUAGUGUCUCGUGUUCGAUCUAUUGAUUUAUUGAUCUUACAAAAUUAAUUGUCAAUAGAUAAUUCCGUGAAACAUUCUGUAUUUCAAGUUAGAACUAUGCAUUCUUAUCGUUAUUCGACGAACAGUUUAAUUGCAAUAUGAACUGAUAAAACGUGUAAAACGGAAAAUAAUAGUGGAGUUGUAGCAGAGUGUAUUUUAGUUGACUCGUGACAAAUGCUUGUAGUAUGACGUCAAAUGCGAUUAGAGGUAUCAGAAGAAAGAAAAGUUCGCUUUGCGAAGUUAAAGUAGCAGUGAUAGGAGCUCCAGGAGUCGGCAAAAGCGCAUUGACAGUGAGAUUUCUGACAAGGAGAUACAUCGGAGAAUACGAUCAUCAAUCAGAAACCAGAUACAAACAUGAGGUACUAGUCGAUGGGGAACCAAUUCUUUUUGAAAUUUUAGAUACGUGUCCAAAGAGUGAAGAUGAACCAUCGAUGGAAACUUUACAGUGGGCGGAUGGCUUGUUGCUAGUCUAUUCAAUAACCGACAGAAAC